This is a messenger RNA of Dreissena polymorpha, 4164 nucleotides long. RefSeq names its product aspartate--tRNA ligase, cytoplasmic-like. Gene Ontology annotation, cellular component: cytoplasm; cytosol; aminoacyl-tRNA synthetase multienzyme complex. The coding region runs from base 283 to 1863 and encodes 526 amino acids. Lineage: Eukaryota; Metazoa; Mollusca; Bivalvia; Myida; Dreissenidae. The transcript is spliced from 14 exons. Gene Ontology annotation, molecular function: ATP binding; aspartate-tRNA ligase activity; RNA binding. Gene Ontology annotation, biological process: aspartyl-tRNA aminoacylation. The record is from RefSeq and is a predicted model, not a curated record.
AUUGUGCACGAGAGUUGUCUACCGUUUGAUGGAAAUACGAUCUCUAAGGGAGAGAACUCAUUUUUGCGUAAUAUGUAAAUCUUGAUAACUGAUAACAAUUUUCGCGAUGCAUGUUGGGAUUGGCAUGUGGAGAACUCUGAAGACGGUGUUGAAGUAAACAAACGAGGCAAGAAAGCCGGUGUGACAGAGCAUUUGAUACGUGAUAGGAACAUUGAUUCAACAUAACGACUUAAGUGUUAAUUAUUAUAAAGUGUCAUUAAGCGGUAUUAUUUGGAACAGAACAUGGAAGGCACAGGGGAAGUCGAAGGUGCGAUGUCAAAGAAGGCCUUAAAGAAGCAACAAAAGGAGGCAGAAAAGGCGGCAAAGAAAGCGAUGUACAAGAAACAGGAAGGAAAGGAAAAUGAGGGUGAAGGUGAAGACAAUGGCAAAGAUGUAUCCGAGGGUUUCUAUGGAGUGAUGCCUCUGAUACAGUCAAAGGAGCGUUUAGACAGACGUGUACUAGCGCUGAAGGAGCUCACCCCUGACCUCGCUGACAAGAAGGUUUGGGUGAGGGCACGCUUACAGACAAGUCGUAGUAAAGGAAAGCAGUGCUUCUUUGUUUUGCGGCAACAGAAGUGGACAGUGCAGGCCAUAGUUUCUGUGGGAGAGACAGUUAGCAAACAGAUGAUUAAAUUUGUGGCUGGAGUGAAUAAAGAGUCAAUUAUUGAUGUUGAGGGAUAUGUGAGAACAGUCCCAAAGAAGAUUGAGUCUUGCACACAACAAGAUGUAGAGUUACAUGCAGAACAGGUGUGGAUAGUGAGCUCUGCAUCUCCACGGUUACCACUGUUGGUCGAGGAUGCCUCCAGGCCAGAGGGCACAGAUGAUUCAUUGGCAACAGUAAGCCAAGACACGCGACUUGACAACAGAGUAAUAGAUCUGAGGACAACCACCAAUCAGGCGAUAUUUCGCCUUGAAGCGGGCGUCUGUAAACUGUUCAGGGAGAUCUUGGAUGACCAAGGAUUUGUGGAAAUCCAUACACCAAAAAUCAUCUCGGGUGCAUCAGAGGGCGGGGCUAACGUGUUUGAGGUGACCUACUUCAAGACCAAGGCCUACCUGGCCCAGUCCCCGCAGCUCUACAAGCAGAUGUGUAUCUCGGCAGACUUCGAGAAAGUGUACACCAUUGGCGGAGUAUUUAGAGCUGAGGACUCGAACACCCAUCGUCACUUGACAGAGUUUGUGGGUGCUGAUAUUGAGAUGUGCUUUAACUACCACUACCACGAGGUCAUAGAUGUCCUUGACCAAUUGUUUGUCUACAUUUUCAAAGGACUUAGGGACAGGUAUUCAGAAGAAAUCACAACAGUUGGGAGGCAGUACCCAGCGGAACCUUUCAAAUUCUUGGAACCAAGUUUACGUCUCGAGUACAAAGAGGGCGUGGCCAUGCUACGUGAGGCGGGGGUGGAGAUGGGAGAUGAUGAGGACCUGAGCACGCCCAAUGAGAAACUGCUCGGAAGACUUGUCAGGGCAAAGUACGACACUGACUUCUUUAUUCUGGACAAGUUCCCUCUGGCAGUGCGUCCAUUCUACACUAUGCCUGACCCUUUCGACAAGAAAUGGUCCAACUCUUAUGACUUCUUCAUGCGCGGAGAGGAGAUCAUGUCGGGAGCCCAGCGUAUCCAUGACCCUGAGUUCCUUGCUGAGCGCGCAACGCACCACAAGAUUGACCUCAAGUCCAUAGAGAGCUACAUCGAUGCCUUCAAGUAUGGGGCGCCCCCACAUGCUGGGGGUGGCAUAGGUUUGGAGCGUGUGACGAUGCUGUACCUUGGUCUCAACAACAUCAGGAAGAGCUCCCUGUUCCCUCGUGACCCCAAACGUAUCACCCCGUAAUCAAGGAACUGUAGAAGGCCUUCAUCUUCAGUGUUCACUAAUUGGUUUACAUGAGUCAUGUCUUUUGACUUGUCGCUUAUUCUUUAUGCUUAUGGAUAUCCUGCUUACUGAUUGUAUAACAUGAUGAACUUCUAUGGCCAUGUUGUGUUAUUUAUUUCCACAUUAUAUAAGACAUCAAAAAUUUAUCAGUAAUCACAAAGACGCUACGCCUUUUGCCAGUAACACAUACAUUCAAUGAAAACAAACUGAUGUUAGUUAUAUUUUACAAUCUUAACUGUCACAUGUCGUGAUUCUUAAGGAACAAUAAGUCAUUUCUACACCAAAGAGAUUGCAUGAACUUGUAUGAUAACGGUCAUGGUUUGAAGUUUAAAAUCACUUUUAUGUCCCUCACCACUAUAGUGGGGGACAUAUUGUUUUUGCCCUGUCUGUUGGUUUGUUUGCCCAAACUUUAACAUUUUGCAAUAACUUUUGCUAUAGUAAAGAUAGCAACUUCAUAUUUGGCAUGCAUGUUUAUCUCAUGGAGCUGCACAUUUUAAGUGGUGAAAGGUCAAGGUCAUCCUUCAAGGUCAAAGGUCAAAACAACUAUAUCAAAGCGGCGGGACAAAGUGUUUCUGACAAACACAUUUCUUGUUUUUUGUAUUUUCUGCUGCAGAAACUGUUAGAAAAUUGAUGUAUUUAGAUAUUAAGAAAUCCUUUUUUGGUUUAUUUGAAUAUUCAGUUCUUUCACAUAUAAUUUUGUAAAAAUAUGUUCUUGUAAUUGAACUGUAUAAUCCUUCUAGUCAAUGGCUCCAAGAGUUUGUAUCAUUUGAGUGGCUUAAGCACUUCAAAAAAUCAUGUACUUAAAAUGUAUUUUAAAGUAAGUCCAAUGAUUACACUAGCAGUAUCAACUCAAGAGUAAACAUUUGGAUGCUACUGCAGUAACUGUUUGUUAAAAACUCAUUUAGUUUUGUAUACAUUGAAGCUGAUGAAAUUUUGUUGUUUUUAUCAUUGUAUUUGACCAUUUUGUUUAGCUCAAACUGUCAAUUAAGAUUGUGUUUUGUUAACUCUUUGGUGACAUAAAAAUACAUAACACAUAAUACUGUUACAGAAAGUUGUGAAUACAGAUUCUCGUAUUUCACAUUUGAAUACAAGGGGUAUUGUUUUCAGAAAAUCAAUAGGUAUAUAACAAAAUAGGUGAUUGACAAUUGUUCAAAUUGUAUUUUAUUGAAAAAAAAAAGUAUGUGUACAUGUUGCCGGUUUGUUAAAAAAGAGUGACUGCAUGUUUUUAAUGACAAUAAGGCUCAACUGGAAUGGAUCGUUGUUUUUAGCUCGGUUGUUUAAAAAAAAACAACAGAGGUAUUGUCAUAGCCAGCUGGUCGUGUCGUGUCCGCCGUCCGCGUCGUGCUAAAACCUUAACAUUUUGUCAAGGUUUUAAACAUUGGCUCUAAAAUCAAAGUGCUUCCACCUACAACUUUGAAACUGCAUAUGUAGAUGCACCUUAAUGAGUUCUACAUGCCACACCCAUUUUUGGGUCACUUGGUCAAAGGUCAAGGUCACUGUGACCUCUAAAAAAAAAAAUUAAUUCUGACAAGCUAUUAUCUAUUCAAAACUGCACCAGCAGCCGAGCGUGGCACAUGUUAUGCGGUGCUCUUGUUUUCCUUCUUUUUGUCCAUUGUCAUUAUUGUCGUGAAACACACUUACGCUUUAAUGUGUUUCAAUUCACUCAUAAGACCAUGAUGUUUUUAAACGCUGUAUGUCAAUGGAUUUCUUUAAAGGUAGGACGGGUAGAGUUUUCUUGCCAUUGAAAUACAUGCAGUGUUAUCAGCUUAGUAGGCCAAAUUUUCAAACACAUUUUGUGGAGUUUGCAAAUGCUGCAAUAUGCAUUUAAAAAAUACUUAGUAAAUCAAACCUGGGAAACAUUUAUUUAUAUACAUGUUUACUUCUUUAUGAAAAGAAACAUGGCAUGGUAAUAAUGUGAAUCUGCCAUCAUAUUGUAACUGGAAAUUGGCUGUAUGAUCUUGGUGCUUGGCUGUGGGUUACAGAAGUACAGGUAUGUGAAUACCUUAUGAGAAAUCAUCGCAAUUUGGUUUGUGCAUGUUAAGUGCAAUCUCCUAUUCCUGUGUAUGUGUCAGCGGGUGUGCAUGUGUACAGUAUGAUGCCAAGAUGCAUGGUUCAAAGUAUAUAUGAUAUGAUGGUUUAAGGCUUGUUGUCAUUUUGUCCUUUUGCUUUUUUGUGUUAACAAUCAGUGCUAUCAUUGUUGAUGAGAUAAUAUUUUUUCGUGUUUAAGUGCUUUAUUUAACUGAAAUAAAUAUUUGAAACAAA